Molecule: messenger RNA, 1979 nt
Organism: Lolium rigidum
Lineage: Eukaryota; Viridiplantae; Streptophyta; Magnoliopsida; Poales; Poaceae
Exons: 3
Coding region: 1-1749 (582 amino acids)
Source: RefSeq, a predicted model, not a curated record
AUGGUCAAGAAGCGGGAGCCCUCCACCCCGGCGGCCGCGGCCCCCGAGACGCCGUGGAAGGGCCGGCUGCGCUGGCAGCACGCGAGCCCUCUCAGCUCCCUCUCGCCCUGGACCCGUUCCCGGUCCAGGAUCCGGGACGAGGACGCCCGGAGGUUCAAGAAGCAGGCCACCCCCGGGCGGCGCUGCUCCUCCUGCGACGAGGACGACGGAUCUGCCCGCCGCCCUCGGAGGGCUCGUGCGCGCCGGUCGCCGCGGUUUCAGGCCGGCCGGGAUCCGGAGCACCCCAUUGUGCUCGACGACGCGAGCGAGGAACGAGAAUUCGGGGGUAACCAAUCAGUGAUUACGCCUAAGGGAAGAUCUUCACGGCUCCAUCGAGGUGACAAGAGUUCGAGCAAGUCCUUGGUGGAGAAGGGAAGUCGCCACAAACAGACGCCACGGACACCGAACCCACGGGGUGUUUCCCGUAGCAAGAAGACUCAAAAUGCUGGUAAGAAAGACAAAAAACAAGAGAAUCCAACGAGUAGCCAGAGAAGCGCUGCAGUAAAGACUUCGACAAGGAUUAAAAAACACAAGGAGCUCCAGAUACUGCAUCUAGAUUCCCAGGAUGUUCCUGCCAGGAGAAAGACACCUUACAAAAAGAGUGAGAUGCAGGAUGCAGAGCCGAGCUGUUGUGAGGGGUCAACAAGAAAGAGGAAGAGAGGAAGUGGAAGAAAGCUGACAUCAAGGAAGCAAAGUCAGCAGGAGCCCAAGUCUGACUGUAAAGAAAUUACACCUAUCACUGAACCCAGAAACAUCAUCCACAAGAACAGUGGAAAUGGUCCUUCUCCCUCAGUGCAGCCUAAUAUUGGUGAUGAUACAGUGGCAAAUACUGAGGAAUGCACUGAAGAGCCAAGUGGGAUUAAAGGAGGAGUCCCGUGUGCUUCUGAUGAUUGGACUGAAGAGCAGGAACUGACAUUGCGCCAGGCUUACUUCACUGCCAGACCAUCCCCACAUUUCUGGAAGAAAGUUUCCAAAAUGGUGCCAGGGAAAUCUGCUGAAGAGUGCUUCAACAGAGUUCACGCUGAUCUUUCAACACCCACUCCAAUGGCCCCUCGUGCUCGAACAAGUAAAACACAGUUUUCUCCUCUAGGACAUUUCACAUUGUCUGAUCCAAAAUUUCCAAAACUCUUGGAACCUCUAGUCGCAAGAAGGACCGCCAAACAGAAGAGCUUGGCAGCGCAGAAGACAGUGAGACAUUUGCUGAAGAAGCAUUCCCUCAUCGACCAAGCUCAAGAGGCUGAUCACUUCUCUAUAUUUGAAACUUCACCCUCUGCUUUACAAUUGAACAUUCCACUUGAGGAUUCUCCUGGGACCCCUGACAAUUAUCUGAAUUCCUUUCCUCUGAACAAGUACAGCGUGAGUUCUUCGGCUCGUAAGAGACCGCUAUCAAGGUUGAAAACUAAGCCAGCUGAACCGAGCCCAGAAGUUCUGAAGCCUCUAAAGAAUGUCGUUUUACAUGAGAAGUACAUUAAUCAGUUGUCACGGAGAGAAGGUGCAAAAAAACCUCGUAAGAAAGCUGCUGGCACCAUAGCAACUGAUCCUGAGAAUGAAAGACCUCUUUUGGAACAGCAAGCUGGUGUUGUGAAGGCUGCAAAGAAUGCUCUUAUGACAGAAGCAACAGACUUCAUAUGCCAGUUUAAGAAGUUACAAGCCAACUCCCUUGCACACAUUCUGGAAAACUGUGAAGAUGAUGCGGAUAAUUGCGCCUAGUGUCACACACUCACACUAGUGGUUCCAAGCUGCUUUUAGCAUAUAUGCUUGCCCCUCAAUGCUAAUGCAACUGGACAGCAUGCUGUCAACUAACUUUAGUUAGUUGAGUAAGACUCUAAGAGACUGACUAUUACUCAUAGAAGUUCUCGUGCACUGUAUUCUGCCAAGGAAGUUAUCAAUGCAUUUCUAGCAUAUCAAGGUCAUGGUUAUCACAUAGGAGCACAACUGUA